UCCUCCUCCUCCUUCACUUUCGCAUUCAGCCCGGAGCCAUGAUGUUCCAUAGUCCUCCCUCGUCGUCCUCUUUCCCCAUCUCCCUCCUCUCCCUCCUCCUGUUGCUGCUCCAGCCCGUCCGCAGUUUGGCGCCAGAUGAAGCAACGUUGGCGCUCACCAUUUUCGCCACAGAUGACCCCAGCCUACCAGAGGGAGUGUUGGAGGUUAAGACAGAAGACAGGAGCAUUGUUUACUAUGACACCACACUAUCAAAAGCUCAGGUCCGUCUGAGCAACUUGGAGCCAAUGCAUGUAGCUGUUGAAGAAAUGAUGGAAUGUUACAUGGACAAUACGUUGGCAUUCGUCCACAGCCUGCAAAAGCAAGUUAUGGUAUUAACCAACAAUUAUCUUCCCUCAAAUGAAAUUGGUGAGGCGCUUCUGUACUCAGAGAAACCUGAUGUCCUAGGCGAGGAAAAUACUCUGAUCUGUUUUAUCAGCGGCUUUUACCCUCCGGCGCUUGAAGUGACGUUGCAGAAAAACGGCAAGCCGAUCGGUGGUGAAGUUAACUCCUCCCACCUCUCUUUCAGUGAAGACUGGUGGUUUUACAAGCUCCAGUACAUACACAUCCAGCCCACUGAGGGUGACAUAUACUCUUGUAAAGUCGUCCACAAUAUCAGCAAAGAGGAGAAAGUAACAUACUGGGAACCAGAAGUGCAAGAUAGCAAAGAAGCUGAACUGGAUACAAGCCAGAUUAUUGUUUUGAUCUGUGGUGUGAUCAUUGGAAUUCUUGGCACUGCAAUGGGAUUCUGCCUGUAUUUCUGGUUGCGUUUCACCAGACAGGAUUCUUGGAUUAUGCGGAUCAACCCUUUCAUGAGGGUAUUAGAUUCAUCAUAAGAAAUGGAUCUGCUGUCUUUGGCCCUGGGAACCAAAGAUACUAGAGGAGCAAGAUAGACCACUCCUACGAAAUCCAAUAGACUGACGUGCAGUACGCAUCGGAA
This is a messenger RNA of Amblyraja radiata (thorny skate), 976 nucleotides long. RefSeq names its product H-2 class II histocompatibility antigen, A-R alpha chain-like. The record is from RefSeq and is a predicted model, not a curated record. The coding region runs from base 39 to 872 and encodes 277 amino acids. The transcript has 4 exons. Lineage: Eukaryota; Metazoa; Chordata; Chondrichthyes; Rajiformes; Rajidae.